Molecule: messenger RNA, 2270 nt
Organism: Rubroshorea leprosula
Lineage: Eukaryota; Viridiplantae; Streptophyta; Magnoliopsida; Malvales; Dipterocarpaceae
Source: the annotation of a GenBank genome assembly
AGAGUUGAGAUAUCUGAAAAAUACCUUACAACUUUUAGAAAGGGAAAGAAGGGCCAGCCACAACACUAUUUGCUCUUUUACAAAACCUGCAAUCAAUUUUCUCAUCUAACAUAUUCAAUAACCCAUUUGGCUACCAGCGAUCACGUUCAAAGAACCCCACAGCUAUAAAAGUAGCAAAGGAAAGCAUUCCUACCCAUUAUCAGCGGAGCUCUCCAUGUAAAAGUUCUUCCCUCUUACUCUUAUUUCUAGCUUCUCAACUUGAGCCUGACUCUUUCUUAGUAACCCUGCCAAAGUGAAAAAUUAAUGGAGCAGGACAUGUCUCCAUCCGUAGCUGAUGAACAAAGAUGGGUUCAUGACUCAUCUGUUGAUCAUAGAGGAAAGGUCCCUCUUAGAGCUUCAACUGGUGCGUGGAAGGCCUCUCUCUUUAUCAUCGCAAUUGAAUUCAGUGAGAGGCUAACCUACUUUGGAAUAGCAACAAAUCUCAUUACAUACCUCACCAUCGUGCUUCAUCAAGACCUCAAAACAGCUGCAAAAAAUGUCAACUACUGGACAGGAACCACAACAAUAAUGCCUCUAGCUGGAGGCUUCUUAGCAGAUGCCUACACAGGUCGCUUUGCCAUGAUCCUGUUCUCAUCCCUCAUUUAUCUAAUGGGCUUGAGCCUCUUUGCAAUGUCUCAGUUGAUUCCAAGCUUAAAGCCAUGCGAUGAAGGCAUGUGUCAACAUUCUCAACACCCGAGAACAAUACAUGAAGUAGUGUUCUUUAUAGCAAUAUACUGUAUCUCCCUUGGGACUGGAGGAUUCAAACCCUGCCUUGAAAGCUUUGGAGCCGAUCAGUUUGAUGAUGAUCACUUGGAAGAAAGGAAGAAGAAAAUGUCUUUCUUCAACUGGUGGAAUUUUUCACUGUGUUGGGGAUUGUUGCUUGGUGUCACAGUCAUUGUCUACGUUCAGGAAAAAGUGAGCUGGGGUGUUGCAGCCCUUAUCCUCACUACCACCAUGGCUGUUACAAUCUUGAUCUUCUUUGUGGGGAACCGUUAUUACCGAUACAGGUUACCAGAAGGGAGCCCUUUAACUCCUCUCUUGCAGGUUUUGGUUUCAGCUAUAAGGAAGAGAAAGUUACCUAACCCUUCCAACCCAUCCCUGCUAUAUGAAGUCCCCCGAACAGAGAAGUCCCAAGGAAGGCUUUUGCGCCAUACCAAUAGGCUUAGAUUUCUAGACAAAGCUGCAAUAAUGGAAGACAAGGAAAACACAUCAUCUCAGAAGACCCAGAAUCCAUGGAAACUAGCAACAGUGACGAAAGUGGAGGAACUGAAGCUUGUUUUGGGGAUGAUGCCCAUUUGGCUUUCUUCCUUGAUUUUUGGAGUAUGCAUGAUGCAAGCACCCACCUUUUUCGUUAAACAGGGCGCCACGAUGAACCGGAGGAUCAGCAAAAACUUUGAUAUUCCGGCAGCCUCUGUUUACGGUCUUAACGCGAUCGGAGUGAUAAUUUCUGUCUCCAUCUAUGACAAAUUCAUAGUCCCAUUUCUGAGGAAAGUUACAGGAGAUGAAAGAGGCAUCAAAAUCCUCCAAAGGAUUGGUUUUGGAAUGAUAUUCGCCAUUUUAACCAUGGUAGUUGCAGCCCUGGUUGAAAUGAAGAGGCUAAAAACUGUAGAAGAGGAGAUUACUCGAGGAAGAAGAAAAGGGCCAAUCUCCAUGAGUGUGUUUUGGCUAGCUCCACAGAACCUGAUUCUUGGGAUAGGAGACGGGUUUACUCUGGUUGGAUUGCAGGAGUACUUCUAUGAUCAAGUUCCUGACUCCAUGAGAAGCUUGGGAAUUGCCUUCUACCUCAGUGUAAUUGGGGUUGGGAGCUUCAUGAGCAACUUCCUGAUCAUUGUUGUGGAUCAUAUUACAGAAAAGGGUGGGAAAAGCUGGAUUGGAAAAGAUCUGAACAACAGCCGUCUGGAUAAUUUCUACUGGUUGUUGGCUGCUUUGAGUGCACUGAAUUUAUGUGUUUAUGUGUUCUUGGCUAGGAAAUAUACUUACAAAAAUGUAGAGAGAAAAGGGGUUACGGUUGAUUGUCAUGCAGAAGGUAAUCAACACCGGAUUGAGUCAAUUGCAUAAGUCUUUCUUAGGCAAUAAAGUACUACUGGGUAUUAGAAAAAAAAAAAGUGCAACUGGGUAUCUGGAACCCAGAAAGGAAAAGGUGAAAUGCAUUAAUUCUUGUGUGAAUAAUUAGUGUUUUUAACUUUCGUGUACUGCUUGUUUUAAGAUAAUAUUAAAAAGUGGCCUUUUAA